This is a messenger RNA of Perognathus longimembris pacificus (Pacific pocket mouse), 4605 nucleotides long. It is a transcript of the gene Sh3kbp1, whose product is annotated as SH3 domain containing kinase binding protein 1. Gene Ontology annotation, molecular function: protein binding. The record is from RefSeq and is a predicted model, not a curated record. The coding region runs from base 314 to 2317 and encodes 667 amino acids. Lineage: Eukaryota; Metazoa; Chordata; Mammalia; Rodentia; Heteromyidae. The transcript has 18 exons.
UUUCGUAAUUUCCACUCACGGAGAGCAGGAAACCCGGUGCAACCGGGCGCAGCGGGCCGCGAUGCAGCAGCAGCAGCAGGAGUCGCCCCAGGGCAGCAGCGGUAGCAGCAGCAGCAGCAGCAGCAGCAGCAACAGCAGCAGCGGGCGGCGCUGAACCCCCCACCGCCGCCACUGAGGAAGAAGCCCGCCCAGUCGCCGCCGCGUCCUGACGCCCGCACCCGGAUCCCCGCGCCCCGAUCCCGGCGCCCAGAACCUCACGCCCGCCUCCGCCAACUUUCAAGCUGCCUCGGCGGCCCGACCCGGCUCGGCGCCAAUGGUGGAGGCUAUAGUGGAGUUUGAUUACCAGGCCCAGCACGAUGAUGAGCUGACAAUCAGCGUGGGUGAGGUCAUCACCAACAUCAGGAAAGAGGAUGGAGGCUGGUGGGAGGGACAGAUCAACGGCAGGAGAGGUUUGUUCCCUGACAACUUUGUAAGAGAAAUAAAGAAGGAUGUGAAGAAAGACCCUCUCACCAGCAAAGCUCCGGAAAAGCCCAUACACGAUGUGUCCAGUGGAAAUCCUUUGCUGUCUUCUGAAACAGUUCUAAGAACCAAUAAGCGAGGUGAACGACGGAGGCGCCGAUGCCAGGUGGCAUUCAGCUACCUGCCCCAGAAUGAUGAUGAGCUUGAGCUGAAAGUCGGGGACAUCAUAGAGGUGGUAGGAGAGGUAGAGGAAGGAUGGUGGGAAGGUGUUCUGAAUGGGAAGACUGGAAUGUUUCCUUCCAACUUCAUCAAGGAGCUGUCAGGGGAGUCGGAUGAGCUCGGCAUUUCCCAGGAUGAGCAGCUUUCCAAGUCAAGCUUAAGGGAAACAACUGGCUCCGAGAGUGAUGGGGGUGAUUCGAGCAGUACCAAGUCCGAAGGUGCCAACGGAUCAAUGGCAACUGCAGCCAUCCAGCCCAAAAAAGUGAAGGGAGUGGGCUUUGGAGAUAUUUUCAAAGACAAGCCAAUCAAACUGAGACCAAGAUCAAUUGAAGUAGAAAAUGACUUUCUGCCAGUGGAAAAGACUAUUGGGAAGAAGUUACCUCCACCUGUGGCAACUCUAGACCCAUCAAAAUCAGAGAUGGAUAGCAAGACUAAGACCAAGGAUUACUGCAAAGUAAUAUUUCCAUAUGAGGCCCAGAAUGAUGAUGAAUUGACAAUCAAAGAAGGAGAUAUACUGACUCUCAUCAAUAAGGACUGCAUUGAUGCAGGCUGGUGGGAAGGAGAGCUCAAUGGUAGACGAGGCGUGUUUCCUGAUAACUUCGUGAAGUUGCUUCCAGCAGACUUUGACAAGGAGGGGAGUAGGCCCAAGAAACCACCUCCUCCAUCCGCUCCUGUCAUCAAACAAGGGGCAGGUACCACUGAAAGAAAACAUGAAAUGAAAAAGAUACCUCCUGAAAGACCAGAAACCCUUCCAAAUAGAACAGAAGACAAAGAAAGACCAGAGAGAGAGCCAAAACUGGAUUUGCAGAAGCCCUCGGUUCCUGCCAUCCCACCAAAAAAACCUCGACCACCUAAGAGCAAUUCCCUUAGCAGACCGAGCGCGCUGCCUCCGAAAAGGCCGGAGCGACCAGUGGGUCCGCUGACCCACACCAGGGGUGACUGUCCCAAGAUUGAUUUGGUGGGAAGUACUCUGUCUGGAAUUCUGGACAAGGAUCUCUCUGACCGCGGCAAUGACAUUGACCUAGAAGGUUUUGACUCUGUAGUGUCAUCUACUGAGAAACUGAGUCACCCUACCACAAGCCGACCAAAAGCUACCGGAAGACGCCCUCCAUCUCAGUCGCUCACCUCUUCUUCCCUUUCAAGCCCUGAUAUCUUUGACUCCCCAAGUCCCGAAGAAGAUAAGGAGGAACACAUUUCGCUUUCGCACAGAGGAGUAGACGUGUCAAAGAAGACUUCAAAGACUGUUACCAUAUCCCAAGUGUCUGACAACAAAGCAUCCCUGCCACCCAAGCCAGGAACCAUGGCAGCAGGCAGUGGCCCAGCCUCGCUGACUUCACUGGCUUCAGUCCCCCUGUCAUCUUCUAUGGGAGCACCCGGACACCGAGCCAAUUCCCCAUCUCUGUUCAGCAUGGAAGGAAAACCAAAGAUGGAGCCGAUAGCCAGCAGCCAGGCGGCUGUGGAGGAACUCCGGACACAGGUCCGCGAGCUGAGGAGCAUCAUUGAGACCAUGAAGGAUCAGCAGAAACGGGAGAUUAAGCAGCUACUGUCCGAGUUGGAUGAAGAGAAGAAAAUCCGCCUUCGUUUGCAGAUGGAAGUGAAUGACAUAAAGAAAGCUCUUCAAUUCAAAGUGAAUACUUGAUAAUUGAGAUUUUGCAUUUUUCAUCAUGAGUCCAAGACUCAAAAUUUUCUGCCCCAGCCAAAAUGAAUCCUGUGCCAAAAGGUUACAGAUUUGCCAUCACAUGUCCCUGUUUAAAAGAUUAGCACAAAAAGUCUUGAUAGCACAACACAAAUUCCAUCCAAGAGGAGAAUCUUCCCCAUGGUUUAGGCCUGGGUCUGGCACUGGUUGUGACUUAGAGCAAAUUGUGCUAAAAAGGCUUUUCUACCUUGAGAUCUCAUGUGAAACGAAAACUCAGGCAGUUUAGUCCAUAGUGGUACUAUUUUGAUGAUCUUUUCCAUUAAUGAAAUGUAAUUUCAGAUUAUUCUUUACAAGCUUUAUAAUUUUAUGAUUUUUUUAACCGUGUUUUGUCACAGAAGCCCCUAGCGUUUGUAUUACACCUAGUCAGAAGCGAGAGUCUUGGUCUUUUUGCUUCAGGCAGAAAGCUGCCUGGCUUUAUGUUCCCUUUAGGAUUCUAUUUACAUAUGCAAUUUUAGGUCCAACCCUCCCUUCCCCUGCCAGCAGACCCACCCCCUAAGAGAAAUUUAGCUUAUAUAUGAUGGUAUAUUUACAAAAAGAGAGAGAGAGAAAAAAAAAUCUGGUAUUUGCAAUGAUCUGUGCCUUCUUUUUACCACCCUCUUGAUUGGAGUUUUUGUGAUGCAGCUACCAUGAUUCAACAAAUCAAAAAGAAAGAAAUGAAAAUCUACCACUUCUCCAAGUCCACUAGAGGCCGCUGUGUUCGCAGUUUCUCUCACCCUAGCCAAAGGUCCUAAGAGGAGACAACUGAGAUGUCAGGCGUGUGCUGGAUCAGACCACCUGUGACUUCUCAGUUUCUCCUACUUUGAGGUUGUUCAUGAAAUGAAAAAUGGCAUCCCUGCUUGAUUUUUUUUUUUCAUCAGCCAAGUGAAAUCCCUGCUUCCUGUCCUUUGGCGCCUUUUUUUUUUUUUUUCCGUGAACAGCAUAUGCAUUAUUAAAGCAAAGCUAAAUAAAAGUUCAAAUGCAAAUGAAAACAAGGGGGGGAAAGUUGUAUUAUUUCCUGCACUGGGUAAUCCAUGUGUGUUAUUGUUUAAAACUGUAUUCACACAAUGUCAUUUUGCCUUGCUCACUUGUAACCCCCCUUCCUCGGGUCCAAACGAAUGGGACGAGGGUCUUGUUGAAGUGCAGCCAAUGGAUCUUUCUUGCAUUCAUGGAAUUGCUUUUUUUUUUUUUUUCCUUUCUGAGGGAAUUGAUGUUUGCUUGUCUGAUUUAAUCUUUGUAGCACUUGGAACAGUUCAGCCUUAGAUUAUGUAACUGUUUUUCCUCAUCCUCUGCUGAAAAACUAUGGGGCAUACCUUACUGCAAGAUUGUUCAGGGGUUAGAGGUGGAGGGGCUGGUCCCUUAAUGGCCCCAACAAUGUCUGAUGUGUUUCUAAGCAGCUGCUUUGUCUAUUUCUUGCAUUUUAUAGUGAAAACUACUCAAAAAAAUGUCAUAGAUUUGCACAACUAUGAAGAAUGAGAAAUGAUGUCACUAAAGGAAUGAUGCAAAAAAAAAUCACAUUAUUCAUCCUUGAAAAUAGAACAAGUGUCUCUUUCCUUUCUCUUCCUCUCUCCCUCCCCUUUGCCUUGCUCUUGCCUGCAUACUCCUUUCUUUCCUGAGAGUAUUUACAGAGCCCAACGCCCUAGUCUUCCUUGGUGGGGACACAGUUAAGGGAAGGGAGUGUGUAAGGAGCCAGGCACCUUUUGCUCCGAGUGUGGCUAUAUGUACGGCUUGUGCAGCAGCCUUGGCCUCAGUGUGCAUGGGGCUGGGAACAGCAAGUUUCUAAGGGCAGCACAAAACAUUCCUGUCCCCCUUGAACUGUUCUAAGCAUUUCUGCAUUACACUUGAAGCCUUCAGAGAUUUCCCACCACCUAAUAGAACAAUGAAGAUUGGAUUCUUUGGUGUUUGAAUUUCUCAUUUCUACAUCAAGAAAAUCCCAACUGAUAUAGCUUUAUCAAAAGUGCAUACAGAGUAAGAUUGUGGACAAGGAAACGGCAAGGUGGAGGUAUCCUCGGUGGGGCAUUGGCAACCUGGAAUGUGUAGGGCUGAUGUCAGCGCCUCAAUAGAGGCCAUUGGCUUUCUUCAUUUAAAGAGGGGAGAAGUAAGUGAUUGUAAAAAGAAGUUGCCAUUUUCCAGCCUCCUUAUUGUCCCUCGGGCUAAUCAGCAAAGAGGAUUCUGCAUCAUGGGACUGGGUGAGCCUCUGCUUGAACGGCUACCAUCUUUACUCUUGUCCAUAUGAAUCCAUCAAGGAAAGCUUG